Molecule: messenger RNA, 1395 nt
Organism: Sipha flava (yellow sugarcane aphid)
Lineage: Eukaryota; Metazoa; Arthropoda; Insecta; Hemiptera; Aphididae
Product: KRAB-A domain-containing protein 2-like
Exons: 5
Coding region: 1-1395 (464 amino acids)
Biological process (GO): DNA integration
Molecular function (GO): nucleic acid binding
Source: RefSeq, a predicted model, not a curated record
AUGUCAGAAACUGAGACAGAAAUUAGUACCCAAGAACGAUUCUUAAAGAAGCUUAUGGAAUUGGCGAAAGGAAAGGACAAUCAUUAUAAUAUCAUUACAAAAGAUGCAUAUAAUUUACUUCUAAAAGAGGUCGAGGAUGCGAUAUUAGCAACUAAAAAAACAUCUAUUCAGUAUAGAUGGAUGAAACGGUUUAAUGUUAUAGAAUUUGGCGGACAUGGAGGAAGAGAUCAUCUGAAGGUUGAAACUUCAAGAAAGUACGCCAACAUCACUACUGACAUGAUAAAUAUUUUUUUGUUCCUCUGUGAAACGUGCCAAAAAAAGAAAAAGCUAGGAAAGAAAGGACUCGUUUCGAAAACAACUUUGCACACUGAAUUUAAUAGUAGAUGUCAAAUAGAUUUAAUAGAUAUGCAGUCGCAACCCGAUGCACAGUUUAGGUUUAUACUUAACUAUCAGGAUCAUCUGACAAAAUUCAUAUUUUUUUUAAUCUUUGGUGCUCCGGUUCUUCUGCAUUCAGAUAAUGGAAAAGAAUUUGUUAACAAUGUGAUUUUAGAGCUGACAGCGCUAUGGCCAGAGUUAAAAAUUGUGCACGGAAAGCCUAGGCAUUCACAAAGCCAAGGCUCCAUAGAGCGUGCUAACCAAGACAUAAAGCGAAUGCUCGCUUCCUGGAUGACAGACAAUAAAUCAACUAAUUGGUCUAUCGGAUUAAAGUUCGUCCAAUUUAUGAAAAAUAGAGCACACCACGCCGGGAUAAAUAUGACGCCUUAUAAAGCAAUGUUUGGGGUUGAUCCAAGAGUGGGACUUGUAACCUCUAACCUGUCCAAUGAAUUGAUUACUACUAUAAACGUCGAGGAUGAAUUUAAACGUCUCAUAAGUACUGAAACUACAAGUGAAAAUAUGAUUAGACAAAAAGCUGCAGUUUCAGAUACCAUAGAUGCAAUUAGAAAAAAAGCUCAUGCAAAUUUGAAAAAACAGGCAACUCGAAUGAUGACUCGAACCGAAAACAAAUUUCCUGUGGUUGAAGUUGGUGUCAACGUAGUAAUCCGCAUUCCAGAUGUUGACAAAGGCAAAACCGAUCAUCCAAAUCUUAUCGGAAUAGUGUUGGAAAAAACAGAGUACGAUCUAUAUAGAAUCGGAUGUAAGGAUGGAAUUCUAGAAAAACUUUAUUGUAGGUCUGAAUUUAUAACAUGUAAAGAAAAAUUCAUCACAUAUAAUCAAGUUCCAAAAAAUCAUAUUUCCCUCCGUGCAGCUGCAACAAAAGCAUCAACGGGGUCAGGGAAAGGAUUUGUAAAAUGCACAUGUAAAACAUCCUGCAGAACAAAUCGUUGUUUAUGUAAAAAAAAUAAAAUUCUAUGUAACUCUAAAUGCCACGAUAGUUUGUCAUGUCAAAAUAAAUAA